CUCGGUAAGAGGUUAAAUCAAAAGUCAACAAACAGUCUGCCGAAUGGAAAGAGAAGGCAGACAGCUUGACGCUGCCAAGAGAAAGAGAGAGAAGUGUAAAUCAAGAGAACGAAUUGAGAAUAUAAAAACACCUGUUCGCCAAACAAAUUAUUCAGUUUUUGGUUAGAUAUCAACCUCGGCGGUCGAGAUCCCACAAUGAUUAAGUUUAUCGGACUGGUUUUGGCGAUCGUGAUUCUGAGAGAGAUUCGGGCACGUGAAGCGAUCGCCUCCAUUCCAGAUGUGGGUCAAAUCAUCAAAGAUCUCGAUGGGCUGCAAAUCGAUGGGGCUACAUUUCAGAGAGGAGCUCCCUGUCGAGUGGACAUGCAAAAGGAUCUUCCCCGUCCGGACCAAGUGCAGCCCCUUUACCUCCGCCCCGGCACGGACCUGUACUGGCUGCCCAAUGCUGAUGGACAGCUGGAGAUUCCUCGCGGCGCCAGCAUCGAGAUGCACUGCAGCCAUCCCUUUGCCCCCGCCAAUGGAGAGUCCUUGGAGCCCGAACUCCGUUCGAUUCGUGUGAAGUGUGUGCAGGACACAACGUUCGAGUGGACAGGGUCGAAAAUCAAAUUCCGCGACUUUGUUUGCAGUCGCUCCAUUCCCUACACCGUGGAGCGAUUGGACAGGCAUUGCGUGGACGGGGACGUCACCUCGUUCUUGUAUCGCGUGGGCUAUGAUACCGGAGAUGGCAGAUUUGUGGCCACCAUGGAGCUGUGCCACGACCCAAGUCACCUGCGCACCCACUACGCCCGCCAUCACCUCUCGCCGGCCAAUGUGCACUUCCAGAGGAACGUGAAACGCCUGAAGUUCAGCGCCGCCGGCCACUUUACGGGCUUUGACAUGGCCAGGAUUUAUUCGCACAAGAGCCAGGAGAAACUGAUGGCCCCCGCCGGCCUUAUAGACGUGAAGAGUGGCCUGUUCCUGGCCCGUGGACAUCUGGCGGCCAAGGCGGAUCUGAUCUAUGCCAGCCAGCAGAGGAGCAGCUUUAACUACGUGAAUGUGGCACCCCAGUGGCAGAGCUUCAAUGGGGGUCAGUGGGCCGUCCUGGAGGACUCCACCCGGCGCUAUGUGGCCAGUUCUGGCAUCUCGGCCAGUGUAUAUACGGGCACGUAUGGGGAGAUGAAGGUGGCUGGCAGCAAAAGCCUUUACCUAACCACCGAUGCCAAUGACAAUGGGCUGGUGACCGUUCCCCAGCUCUUCUAUCGCGUCCUCGUCGACGAUGGGAACCCAACGCGCGGAAUCGCUUUGCUGGGCGUCAACAAUCCACAUGCCACAUUGGCCCAGAUCCAUGAGUCCUAUAUCAUUUGCGAUCCCGUCGAGGAGCUGGUGCAAUGGCUGAGCUGGCUGCACAAAAGCAACGCAAAGGGUAACCUGAAGAAGGGCUAUCUGUAUGCCUGUUCCGUGGCGGAUUUGGCCCGGGUUGUCGGACAGCUGCCACGCCCCCUUCUCCAGGUGGACGAGCUGCUCACUUAGAUGCGGGCGAUGGGACUACAUUUACUUUUACCUGAGUGCAAUAUAGACUGAGUGGAUUGUGUGUCGCAACAGCAGUGUUUAAUUGGAAAAGGCUUUUACAUUGAUUAGAAAGUGUUUCGAUUUUUAAAUUUCCUCAAAAGUUUAUUUACAAUUAUUUCCAAAUAUGUACUUAUCACUUGAUGCUUUUAAAAUUUAAAGUUUAUCGCCAUUUGAGCUAAAAUGCGGAAAUUGUAUUGCCAGCUGCUAAAAAUUUUUAUUUUAUUUUCGUGGAGGUAUUAUUGCAGUCACAUGUGCCAAAAAUGUUUUGUAAGAAAAGCUUUCUUUAUUAUUGUUUACAUAAAGAUUUUAAAGGGAAUUUAAGAAAAAAAUGUAGAAACUUAAACCUGCUUAAAGAAAUAAGUUUAAUUGUUAGAUAUAUUAAUUUGUAUUAAUAAACAUUUCUGAUAAACCAUAAAUGAGACAAAACAAAAAAGAAUGUUUGGAUUUCACAGGAAUACAUUUUCUGAAUAAGUAUUUAUCGCAAAACAUUAAAUUUUUGGUUUAAAUCAUUUUAUAUUAGUUUCAUUAACUCAUUGAACUUUUGAAUAUAUAUCUAAGAAAGACUCUAAUUUAUAUCAUCUGUUUUAAAUAAAUCCGUAAAGAAACCGCCUAAGGA
Molecule: messenger RNA, 2161 nt
Organism: Drosophila rhopaloa
Lineage: Eukaryota; Metazoa; Arthropoda; Insecta; Diptera; Drosophilidae
Exons: 2
Coding region: 196-1506 (436 amino acids)
Biological process (GO): apoptotic DNA fragmentation
Cellular component (GO): mitochondrial inner membrane; nucleus
Molecular function (GO): metal ion binding; RNA endonuclease activity; single-stranded DNA endonuclease activity
Source: RefSeq, a predicted model, not a curated record